Spathaspora passalidarum NRRL Y-27907 is the source of this 1752-nucleotide messenger RNA. It is a transcript of the gene SGE1, whose product is annotated as Sge1p. Gene Ontology annotation, cellular component: membrane. The record is from RefSeq and is a predicted model, not a curated record. Lineage: Eukaryota; Fungi; Ascomycota; Pichiomycetes; Serinales; Debaryomycetaceae. Gene Ontology annotation, molecular function: transmembrane transporter activity. The coding region runs from base 1 to 1752 and encodes 583 amino acids. Gene Ontology annotation, biological process: transmembrane transport. The transcript has a single exon.
AUGUCUUCUACAAAUCAGAAUCCACAUGACCCUGAGCAGCAACUGCUGCCAUCACACAAGUACAUAGAAGCAGAUGCGGGGGAUGGAACUCGUGCGCAUGAACAAUAUUUGUCGGGGAUAAGUUUGGCUCUUACGUUAGCAUCAUGCAUUACAUCGCUAUUCUUGGUCGCAUUGGACCAAACUAUUGUUUCUACAGUGUUAACUACCGUUGGGGAUCAAUUCAACGGGUUUGAUAAGGUGGGGUGGUUGACUGCCGGGUUUAUGUUACCCAUGGCAUGUCUUGCACCCAGCUAUGGGAAAAUUUCAAUUGCAUUUGGGAGGAAAUGGACUUUAUUUGUUGGUAUUAUAAUAUUUGAAACUGGGUCGUUGAUUUGUGCGUUAUCUAAAUCAAUGCCUAUGUUGAUUGGUGGGAGAGUUAUCCAGGGUGUAGGUGGUGGUGCUAUCCAGGCCACGGUCAUGGUGAUUUUGACAGAGUGUGUACCUAUAUCAAGAAGACCCCUUGUGUUUGCUUCAAUUUCAAUUGUCUAUUCUACAUCAAGUGUAUUGGGUCCUCUUAUUGGAGGUGCCUUGACCAAGGUUUCAUGGAGGUGGUGUUUCUUUAUAAAUUUGCCUAUUGGGGGUGUUGCUCUUGCCGUGUUGACGUUUGGGUUUAAACCUCCAAAGACUGUGGGAAGCAUGCGGGAAAAGUUGGCCAAGAUUGACUAUGUGGGUACAUUUCUCCUUGCCUCCGGAUUGGUAUUAGUUUUACUUGCAUUGACAUUUGGGGGGAUUGAAUAUCCCUGGAGAUCAGCGGCAAUCAUUGUGUUAUUCACAUUAGGGGGCCUUGUGAUUAUCACCUUUUUCAUUUGGAAUUUCAAUUAUUCAAAGAAUCCAAUCAUAUUAAAGGACUUCCUUUACAUAAAUCGCGUGCUUGCAGCAAACCUCAGUUCCAUGUUUAACUUUGCCUUCUUUAUUGCCAACUUGACAUAUUUGGCCCUUUAUUUCCAAGUCAUAUUCAAUGCAAGCGCACUUCAAUCGGGGAUAUAUUUAUUACCCAUGGUGAUAUCCGUGUGUGUGUCAUCGUUUUGUAAUAGCAUGUUCAUCAGUAUUACAAAGCUUAUUAAGCCAACAAUGGUUCUUUCCGGGUUGUUGUCACCGGUAGGAACGGGUCUUUUCUUGCUCCUUGGUAAAAGCUCAUCCUUGGGUUUAAGAAUAGGUAUCCUUAUUGUCUGUGGUAUUUCCAUUGGGUUACAAUUUCAAUCUUCGUUACUUUCAGCACAAUUAGUGUCCCCAAAAUCGAUCCCUGGUGCCCUUAUUCUUGUUACAGUUUUCCAAAAUUUCUUGAAGAACUUGGGAGCAACCGUGGCUGUUAAUAUUGCCCAACUUUUAUUUCAAACUACCGGAACAGACUAUAUCAAUAAUUUGACUGAGUCAUUACCACGGGAUUCUAUGGAUCAUCAAGUAUUGAUGAAGUUCACGGCAAAGGAAUUGAUUGCAAAUCCAAGAUUAAUUCAAUAUUUACCUGAUCUGACCAGGGAGUUGUUAUUAGAUCAGUAUAUGAAAGCAUUUAAAAAUGUGUUUUAUUGGGGAUUGGCCUUAGGUUCUGUUUGUUUCGUAUGCAGUUUAUUCACAACUAACAAGAGAUUACCUAAUUUGAAAGAUAUUGAUAGAGGAGACCAGACACCAGAUGAGGAUGAUGAUGAGAAAGAAAAUGAAAGUGGGGGUUCACGAACAGGUUCGGAAACUUCUAGUGGUACUGUGAGUCCACUUUAA